Messenger RNA from Brassica rapa (field mustard), 12958 nucleotides. Its product is annotated as RING-H2 finger protein ATL39. NCBI's taxonomy places the organism in Eukaryota, Viridiplantae, Streptophyta, Magnoliopsida, Brassicales, Brassicaceae. The record is from RefSeq and is a predicted model, not a curated record. Gene Ontology annotation, molecular function: protein dimerization activity; zinc ion binding; DNA binding.
UAUUAUUUACUCGCUUGUUACUAUUGCUAUUUCAUUUAAACAUUUGCAACCUUUAGAAUUAAUAAACACUAGAUUUAAUUGUUCCCUAGCUCCUUGUGGAUUUGAUCCCUAGGGUAAUUUGAGUGGUAUCAAUAUUGAUCUUGACAAAGUGUCGAUCGACGCUAUCAACGAGUUGUCGAUCGAUACACAUUUCAGACCGUCGGUCGAUACAACUACCGAGUUGUCAAUCGACGACCCUUCUAGCAAGCUUUAGCGAACAGGUAAACAGGUUUGAUAAGUUCACUACGAUUCCUAAAUCAGCUUCCGCUUGUUUCUUACAAUCCUAGCACAAUGUAAAUUAAUUCAGACAGAGAACCGAGAUUUUGCUUGCGUCCUAAUAUCUUUAGGUAAGGUCCUAGUUAGUUAUUCUAGAACACAUGCAUUAAGAACAAUUCCACUGAUUCAUAUUCUAACAACUUAGCAGUUCUAUAUUUUUGGCUAAUCCCUCGUAACUAUCUGAACCCUAAACCUAAUAUGUGGAUCUAUUGAGACAUGAAGUUGUCACAGAAAAUCAUAGAAAGAAUAGAUGAAUAGAAUAGAUAAAAGCAAUAAAGAAACCAAAGGAGUUCCACGAGGAACUCCUUGACUCCGAAGGAGUUCCUCCUUUCUCUCCUAACCUAGAACUAUGAAUAAAAGAAAGCGUAGCCGUCAACAAUGGCUUGGAAAACACAUAAAUAGGGUUCUUGGUCGUCCAAGGGUAUUCUAGUAAUUUGUGGUUGCUUCUGGGCUUCAGUAGGUCAUAAAAUAUGCUUGGCCCAUAUUCUGGCAUCACCGUCGAUCGAUGGUAAGGGUGCACCGUCGAUCGACAGUCCUUUAUCUCCUCAACAGCUUUCUCUCGCGAGGCAGAUUGACCACUCUUCAGUAAAAUGGGCAUAACGUCUGCUAUAGGAUGCUGAUUGACCUCAAACCGGUGCAAUUGGAAAGAUAACUCAAAGAUAUAUUUUUUAUCUAAUGAUGGAAUCAAUCUAACGGUGGGAAGGUCUCCAUCCAUAGCUAAACAUCUGACGCGUCUGUGCAGCUCUGCAAUAAAAAAUGCUCCAAAAGACACAAAAUUACCACAUUCUUCCAAAUCAUCCAUGAACCUGCAAAUACUCUAAAUAGACUCUAUAUCGUAGUAAAUAUAUAUAUUAAAACCCUUAUAAACCAUUGCCAAAAGUGGGUAAAAUCUAUGGUAUAUCAUGUUUCACUUCAAACACACCAAAAAGAAGAAAAAAAAACUAAAAACGUGAAAAAAAAAACAAAAUGUCGGCUGAUGGAAAUACUAUCGAGCUUCGGAGGUGGAUGUAUACGCACAGAGCUUCGGAGGUGGAGACAUUUAUGCAUCAAGCAGAUUCUACUCCGCUCGCCCAGGAAAGCAGUAAGAUGUUAUGUCCUUGUCGGAAAUGCAACAAUUCAAAAUUGGCAACUCAUGAAAUGUAUGUAAGCAUUUAAUAAAUAGAGGUUUCACGCCACAUUACUAUAUUUAGUAGUAGUAAUAGCAGUUUUCAGGAUGAACCGGUUUAUCAUUUGCAUAAUGAACAUAGUUACCAUCAGGAGGAGCAAAUGAUAGAGUGUGAUAGGGAUCAUGAUAUGGUAGCUGAUGCAUUUGUAGCUCAUGAUGAAGUCAAAGAACCUAUUAUAGAUGCAAAAAAGUUUGAUGAAAUGUUAGAUGCUGCGAAUCAGCCAAUUACUGUGUUUGUAGAGAAGGUCUCUCUAAAUUAUCGUUGGCUACUAGAAUGAUGAAUAUUAAAACUGAUCACAAUCUACGUGAAAGUUGCAUGGACGCAUGAGCAGACUUGUUUAAAGAGUAUUUGCCAGAAACAAUGUGUCUGUUGAUUCUUAUUAUGAGAUUCAGAAACUGGUUUAUAGUCUUAGGUUGCCUUUGGAGAUGAUAGACGUUUGCAUCGACAAUUGCAUGAUCUACUGGGAGAUGAUGAGAAGUUAGAAGAAUGUCGAUUAUGCAAGCCACGAUUCAAACCACAAGGACGAGGACAUAAUCGGGUACCGUAUCAAAGGAUGUGGUACCUACCAAUUACAUACAUAUUGAAAAGAUUGUACCAAUCUGAGCAGACUGCCGGGGGGAUGAGAUGGCAUGCCGAGCAUACUCCGACGGAUGGUGAGAUGACUCAUCCAUCAGAUGCAAGAGCUUGGAAACAUUUUAACAAAGUACAUCCAGAAUUCGCUAGCAAUAGCCGAAAUGUAUAUCUUGGAUUAUGCACAAAUGGAUUUAGUCCAUUUGGAAUGUCAGGGAGACAAUAUUCAUUAUGGCCAGUCUUUCUUCCGCCAUACAACCUGCCACCGGAGACAAUAUUCAACGGGAGUUUCUAUUCUUAACAAUUUUAAUACCUGGUCCAAAAUAUCCAAAAAGGUCUCUGGAUGUUUUCUACAACCACUGAUAAAAUAGUUGAAAGAUUUGUGGUCAAUAGGGGUGAGGACAUAGGAUUGCUCAACGAAGACGAAUUUUACGAUGCAAGCGAUGCUUUUGUGGACCAUAAUUGACUUUCCUGCCUAUAUGAUGUUUUCUGAAUGGACUGCACAUGGCAGACUAUCUUGUUCAUAUUGUAAUGGAAUGACAGAUGUGUUUCAACUGAAGAAUGAUAGGAAGACAAGUUGGUUCAAUUGUCACCAUCGAUCUCUUCCCAUUAGCCAUCUGUACCGAAGAAACAAGAAAUUGUAUAGGCAUAAAAGCGUUGUGAGAGACACUCUUCCUCCAUAUUUAAAUGGAGAAGAAAAUGAAGCGCAAAUCGAUUGCUACGGAGCUCAAGAAACCGUUCGCUGUGGUGGAAAUUGGCAUGUUCCCGGUAAUAUUGCCUGAUUUUUACGGAGUUCAGCACAACUGGCACAAGAAGAGUAUAUUUUGGGAGUUGCUAUAUUGGAAGAAUCUUCUUUUGCGCCGCAACCUCAAUGUGAUGCAUAUAGAGAAGAAUUUUUUUUUGAGAACAUCGUGAAUACAAUACUGAAUGUCCCAGGGAAGACAAAAGACAUCAUGAAAUCGAGAUUGGACUUGCCUGAUAUUUUUUCAAGAAGCGAGUUACAUAUAAAAAGCAAUGGACAAGUUUCCGUUCCGAUAUUCAGAUUGUCUUCCAAACAAAAGUCGUUGUUGUUCAACUGGGUGGCAUCAGAAGUGAAGUUCCCUGAUGGGUAUGUUUCAAAUCUCUCUAGAUGUGUUGAAAAGAGUCAAAAGUUCUCCGGGAUGAAGAGUCACGAUUGUUAUGUCUUUAUGCAAUGGCUACUUCCCUUUGCAUUUCGGGAGCUACUUCCAACAAAUAUACAUAAAGCACUUGUAGGUAAUAUAUUACGCAUUAAAUUUUUUAUUGCUCUAUUAUAUGCACAAAUAAAUAAUAUGACUAAUAAUGUGUUUAAUUGGAUUAUACAAGCCAUUGGAACAUUUUUCAGGGAUCUGGCCACACACACUCUUAAAGAGGAUUUCGUAGAACAACUUCAUGAGAACAUUCUCAUCUUAUUGUGCGACUUGAAGAAGAUCUUUCUUCCACCAUUUUUUGACGUCAUGGAGCAUCUAGCUGUCCACCUCCCGUAUGAGGCGUUGCUUCGUGGACAUGUACAUUACUGAUGGAUGCAUCAGUAUGAGCAGCUCAUGAAAUAUUUGAAGGGAAAAGCAAAAAACCUCGCCAAAGUUGAAGGUUCUAUAAUUGCUGGAAGUUCAAGAAACAUCUCACUUCACAUCGUACUACUUUGCACCAAAAGUACGUACCCGUAAAAGAGCACCAAGAAGAUAUGAUGAUGGUGGUGUCGCACCAACAUAUGUAGUUGCUGGUGUUCCAGACAUCUUUUGCCAGAUUGGGCGAUUCAGUGGUAAAUUGAAAGAGGUUUGGUGGCCGAGUGAUGAAGACGCCCAUAGUACACACACUUAUAUUCUACUCAAUUUCGAGGAUCUAUUGAUGCGUUAUUUUGAAAGGUAACAUAUAUUGAAACUUCUAAACACAUAUAUGUAUAAAUUAUAUAAUUUUCAAAUGAUUAAUUAAUAUAAAAUAUGAUUUUGCAGCCUAUUUGUUUCUCAAGUCGAAGAAACAAUUCCAUGUAUAUCCAAAAGUGAGGUAGACAGAAGGAAAGAUCAACACUUUAUUAAGUGGUUGAAGGGUCAGGUAUUAACCUAAUUUUGUAAGUUGGCAUACGUGAUCUGUAUUCGCCGUUACUAUGAUUAAUUAAUUUCAACGUUCUCUUUAUUUUUGCAGGUUGAUUAUGACGAUCUAAAUUACCCCACAUGGUUUCAUGAAUUAGUUCAAGGUCCAGUUGCAAAGAUCACCACAUCACCGAUGUAUUUCACACAAGGCUUUAUUUUUCAUACAUAUGAGUAUGGUAGACAGCGGGCGACAAAUAAUUAUGGAAUAUGUAUGAAAGGCGAAACAGAUUUCUAUGGGAUCUUGCAAGAGAUUAUUGAAGUGGAAUUUCCAGGGUUAUUGAAGCUGAUAUGUGUCCUCUUCAAAUAUGACUGGUUCGACCCCAUCAUCAACAUAGGUGUUUGAUUGAAAAAAUUCGGUGUAGUUGAUGUUAAUGGUGGACGAAAGUACAACAAAUUUGAGUUUUUCAUAUUAGCUUCGCAAGCAGACCAAGUCAGCUUCUUUCCAUACCCUCGGAUGAGAGAAUCAGAAAUCAAUUGGUUUGUCGUUAUCAAAGUUACACCUCGUGGACGAAUAAUCGGUGGAGAAGAACAACCAUUGCAAGAAGAACACAUCAAUAAAGUCGAGGAACCUGAACAACAAACUGAUGACAUCCUUCUUAUUGAUCCGCAUAAUCGUGAGUACGAAGAUCUUCCUGACGAUACAACAAACGAAGCUGUUGAAGACGAGUUUAAUGAAAAACAUGAUGUUUCUAGUGAUGGCGAGAAUGUCAAUUUUGUAUCCGAAUGAUGAUAUAAUUUUCUUUAAUAUGAUUUACUUUCAGACUUAAUGCAUGUGUUUAGUUUGUUUAAUCAUGAAAAUUAAAAUAUAGAAUUUGAUUUUGUGUAAGGCAAUUGGGGGUCUGGGGUUUAGAAAGAAGAGAUUGAGUGAUGAAGUUUAAGGAGCUUGGGGUUCGGGUUAUAGGGAUUUUCAUAUCUUCCUCGUAAAACACUCGUAAAAAAAGACACAGGCCUUGUUAUUUCUUCGUAAACUAACGAGGACUUUAUGACGAAAUGGAAAACAACUUCGUCAUAAAAUACUCGUAAAAAUAAAACGCGGGCCUUGUUAUUUCCUUGUAACAAAAACACGGACCUUAUUAUUUUCUCGUAAACUAACAAGGAAUUUACGACGAAAUUGAAAACAACUUCGUCGUAAAAUACUCAUAAAAAUAAAAUGCGGGCCUUGUUAUUUCCUCGUAACAAAAACACGGGCCUUGUUGACGAGGAUUUUACAAAGAAAACUACUUCUAUAAAUAAGCACACCCCUCCCAUUCUAAACUUACACAAAAAAACUAAUCAAUAGUUUAAAAAACCUGAAGGGAGUGCACGGUCAGCAGAACAGUUUUGAUCAGUUUCAAAUGCUAUUUGGAAUUGAUAAUGACUGUUUUGGUGCUGGUGUCUUCCUUCAGGUUUUUUUGUAAAUUGAAAAAUACUUCGUCGUAAAAAGAAAAUGCAGGCCUUGUUAUUUCCUCAUAACAAAAACACGGGCCUUGUUAUUUCCUCGUUAAUUAACGGGGAUUUUACUACGGAAUUUAAUAACAUGGGCCUUGGGGUUUGGGGUUUCGGCCUAUAGGGAUUUACAUAUCUUCCUUGUAAAAUCGUCGUAAAAGAAAACACAGGCCUUGGUAUUUUCUCGAAAACACCUCGUAAAGAAAAACACGAGCCUUGCUAAUUCCUCAUAAGUUUACGUGGGCUUUACGACGAAAUAUAAAAAGAAAACGCGGGCCUUGCUAAUUCAUCGUAAGUUUACGAGGAUUUUACUACGAAAUAUAAGUCUAUAUAUAUACCCGAACCAAAUCAUUUAUCAUUUUGUUGUCAUUUCCUCUCCUCCUCAGAGCGAGGUACUCCUCUCUACUUCCUCUCUAAUUUAGCGUAGGUGGUUAGUUUAGGGUAAUUAGUGUUGAUUAGGUGGUUAUUGUAGGGAACUUGUAGAUAGGUUUAUGGAAUUUGUUGAUAAUAUAGGAUGAUGAUUUUUAAAUGUUAAUUAAUAAUAUUUAUAUGUUUUAUAUGGUUAAUAAUGAAAAUUAAAAUUUGUUUUUCAGAUGGUUCGAAAGAACAAGCUUACACCGCAUUACAUAGAGAUGUUUGGUGACCUGUUAGUCGUACAUGCGCAUCAUCUUCUUCAGCUCUCGGUUCUUUGUUUCCGGAGACUGUCCCCGCUCUCAUUCUUCUCAGAGAGUUCCACCGGUUUUUCCGUAUGUUCCGCUACCGGUUCCUUGGUUUUAUGCGCCACCCGCGCAUGAUGAUCAUUUUCCAGAGGAGGCACCUCCUCCGAUUGCGGCGAGGGAUUCAUCCUGAUUUGCUGGUGCCGCCGAGUGUUCCUUAUGCUAUGUGCACCGUCGAGGACCUUCUCGCUCAGCCAGGCAGAGAAGGUUUACCAGUCUUAGACCCCGACCGACCGGACGGAACUUUGUGGUACAUUACAUUUUUAUUGUGCAAUUAUUUUAUAACAAAAAUAAAUAAUUUAAAUACUUUUUUUGUUUUUUUUUCAGGUUUGGGGUUCUGUCACUCGGAACGUAACCGAGGUGAUCAAAGGCUACUUCCCCGAUGCUCAUCCGAACUGGAAAUUGACGCCGGACCACGUCAGAAAGACGUGGUUCAAAAUGUUCACCGUAAGUUACUAUUAAUUAAUUAUGUAAACUUUAUUUUUUAUUAUUACAACUUUUUAUUAUUUUUAAACUAAUUAUUAAUCUAAUUUUUAUUUUUACAAAAAAAAUAUCAUUGGUCCAUAGGGGUGAACGAGAGGGUGAAGAAAUCAUUUAUCGGGAAGGCGAAAGCUCGAUUGUUGGACACGGUAUCCAACUGGAAGGAUGAUUGGAUCAUGCAGGGUUAGGAGCAUGUAAAGCCUGCUGAGCUCACCACAGCUGUGUGGGAUGGCCUCAUCCGUUAUUGGGCCCUGCCAUCGUCCAUUAAAGUCUCUAACAGUUGCUCCGCCUCCUGUCAGACAAAAGAUGCGCAGGGAAACGGGCUGAUGCUUCACACUACGGGUCAAAAAUCCCACGCCGGUGUCCGUAUGGAUAUGGUAAAUAUUUUAAUUAAUUAAUUAUUAAUUUUAAUAUAUUCUAACUUCUUAAAUUUUUUUUAGGCCAAAGAGACGGGAGAACUCCCGUGUCUUAAGGAUCUUUACGAGAUGAUCCACAAGAACAAGGUUGGGAAAUUUGUAGAUCCUAGGUCCGCGCAAAUCUACAACGAGGUGGUUGCUCGGAUUGAAGACCGCCAAACCCAUCUGACCUAGCAGUCUCCCGAUGAAAUACCGGUCACAUUAUCCACACUUGAAGUGGAUUAGAUUUACGAGGAGGUAAAAAAUUUCAAAUCUUUUGUUAUUAUUAUUCAUUUAAUCUAAUUUUUUUAUCACUAACAUUAAUUUUUUUUUUAAGUUGUCCUUAAGAAAAAGGGACGUACGUUGGGGUUUGGUUCCGUCAAUGCUGUCCCAAGAGCGACAUAGUCUUAUGGUCAGAGACGGGCUGAUGAACUCACUCAGCUGCGUUUCGAGAUGAACUUGACGCGGUCUGCGUUCAGCUCGUAUGGCUUCAGUCGAGGGCUUUCUAGACGUUAUAGUGGCUGGAAAUCCUCAUUUUGAGACUAUGUUGGCGGAGAUGUGAAUGCACGAAAUCCCAUUCCAGAGCCAUCCUACACACAUGAGGAUGAAGAAGAAAUGUGGAGGAGGAGUCAGGAGUUCUUCGACGAGCUUCACAACAACAACCCUUAGUUUUUUUUUUCUUCUUUUUAUUUUGUAUUAUAAAUUUGAAACUUAAAUAUAUAUAAAAUAUUUUCGUAUUGAUUUAUAUUAUUUACAUUUUAAAGAAUUUUGAAAUAAAUUUUAAAUUUUAUUUGAUUAUAUUUUUGUUUUUGUAAUAAAUAAAGAAUCGAAGCAAAUUCGUAACUAAUUUACAUCUAAUUAACGAGGAAACUGAAAAUUGUUACCGAGGAAUUUACCAAGAAAGACACGCAGAUUCAUCCUAAAUUUACGUGUAAAUAACGACGAAAUUGAACGUCUACUUUACGAGGAAACUGUUUACGUGUACUUUACGAGAAAAUCCUUUACGUGUACUUUACGAGGAAAAAUUUUAUGUGGCUUUUAAGAGGAAAGGGUUUACGUGGCUUUUACGCGGAAAUAGUUUACGUGGCUUUUACGAGGAAAUUUUUGACCAUACUUUACGACGAAAGCUUUCCUUGUAAAUUUAUGAAUUAGCGAAUAAAUAUAUGUUACGACAAACGUUUAACGAGGAAAUGACUUUCGUAUUUAAUUUGUCGUAUAUCCUAUUUUACGACGAAAUAACCAUCGUUGUUAUAAAUGUGUUUUCUUGUAGUGAAAUUAUUUGACAUCAUUACUAAAACAUACGGUAUAAAAUUUCUUAUAAACAUACGGUAUCAUUGGUAAAACUAGACAUGUCAAAAUGGGUAUAAAUUAGUGGAUCAAUCCAAACCAAACCAAUCCAUGGACUUUAAUGAGUCAAAAAAUUGGAUAUUAUUGGAUAAUUGGGUAUAAUGGAUAAAUGGGUUUAAUGAGUUGGUUUAAAAUGGGAUGGACUGAUAUGAGUUAAUGAAUAACCCAAACCAAACCAUUCCUCUUUAAUUCAAUUAGUUUUCUUCUUCGUGCGAUAAAAAAAAAACGGGUCUUCUCCAUCGUUCUCUCCUUUCGGCGAAAGCUCCGGCGAUUUCACUUUCUUCCCAUGCGACCCUCUUGUUAAGCUUCGGCGGCGAACCUCUCGAUCACCCUAUUCGGCGGCGAACCUCACGAUCACCCUAUUCGGCGGUAAACCUCACGAUCACCCUAUUCGGUGGUGAACCUCUCGAUCACCCUCUUCGGCUGCGACCCUCUCGAAGGUCUCAUCUCGUCAUCUAGGAGGCUUGAUCUCAUCUCCAUCUGCGGUAUCCGGAAGUCUCAUCUCGUCAUCGAAGGGUUUCUUUCAGGUGAUCGUAGAGCUUUUGUAUCGUAGAGCUUCUGUUGAUGUUUUUAAUAUUGUGGGUUCUGUAUCGUAGAGAUUCUGUUUUUAGAGAAAGCUCUGAUUCUCUUCUUGCUUUUAUCUGAUUUGAGCUCUGUAUGCUGGUUUAGGAGCAGUGUUCUUUUUAGGAUUUUUUGUUUGUUUUAAAGUUGAUGAUUUGGUCGAUGAGAACUAACAUAUUUGAGUAUCUAAAACUGAUUUCGUUUUACAUUAUUUCAGUGUCUAAAAGUGAUGGAACAUGAUGAAGAAUGUUUUCCAAAUGGUGUUGGUGGUGGACCUAAUGGUGGACAAUCAUCAAGUGCAUCACAAUAUAUGCUUGUAAGUUCUUCUCAUUCAAAAAGAGCUAGAAGAUCAAAUGCAUGGGACUACUUUACAAUAGGAAAAGAUGAGAAUGGCCAAGAAAGAGCGUAUUGUAAGAAGUGCCCCAAAAACUACUUGUGGCUUAGAACUAGUAGAACUUCUAACCUCAAACGUCACUCUGAGAAAUGCUCACUUGGAUUAGAUGGUGAAAGAAAAGAGAGGAAGAUUGAUGAUAAAGUUACUAGGGAAAAAUUCAGUAGAGUAAUUAUCAGGCAUAACCUUCCUUUCUGUUCAGUUGAAUAUGAAGAACUUAGGGAUUAUCUUAGUUAUUUAAACCCAGAUUAUAAGUGCUAUACUAGGAACACUGCUGCAGCUGACAUGGUUAAAACUUGGGAGAAAGAGAAGCAAAAAUUGAAGUCUGAGUUAGAAAAUAUUCCUAGUAGGAUAUGUUUAACCUCUGACUGUUGGACUGCUUCAGUCAAAGGAGAUGGAUAUAUAGUCUUGACUGCAUAUUAUGUAGAUGCAAAGUGGGUAUUGCAGAGCAAAAUUUUGUCAUUUUGUGAUUUGCUUCCUCCACACACUGGUGAUGUUUUAGCUAGUAAAAUUCAUGAAUGCUUGAAGGAGUGGGAAUUGAGAGAAAAGUGUUCACUUUGACAUUAGAUAAUGCCACAGCUAACGAUUGUAUGCAAGAAAUUUUGAAAGAUAGGCUGAAUUUGGAUGAUAAUCUCUUGUGUAAAGGAGAAUUUUUUCACGUGCGGUGUUGUGCUCACAUCCUAAACCUUAUAGUACAGGAUGGUUUAGAUGUUAUUAGUGGUGCGUUGUCUAAGAUCAGAGAUACUGUGAAGUAUUUCAAAGCUUCAACAGCUAGAAGGAUUGCACUCUCUGAUUGUAUAGAAGGUGAUGAAGAAGCUGUCUUCUCUUUGGAUGUUCAACAUAAAUGGAAUUCAACUUAUUUAAUGCUUGAGAAGGCUUUGGAGUAUGAGCGUGCUUUAAAUAGGUUCAAAGUGGUUGAUAAAAGCUACAGACAUUGUCCCUCGAGUCAAGAGUGGAAGAGAGCAAAGCUUAUCCACCAGAUUUUGAUGCCCUUUUACUGUAUUACAACUCUAAUGUCAGGGACAAGUUAUUCUACAUCUAACUUGUACUUUGGGCAUAUUUGGAAGAUCCAAUGUUUGUUGGAAGUGAAUAGGAGCAAUGAAGAUAGCAUCAUUAGAGAGAUGAUUUCUAAGAUGAGAAUAAAAUUUGAUAAAUAUUGGGAGCAGUAUAGCGUUGUUCUAGCAAUGGGGGCUGUCUUUGAUCCUAGGAUGAAAUUUAGACUUUUGAAGCGUUGUUAUGAUGAGCUUGAUCCCUUCACUUCGAAAGAAAAGAUUAAACACCUAGAGGAUAAGCUUUAUAAGCUUUUUGAAGAGUAUAGGAAAAAGUAUCCUUUAACUCCUGUUGUGAGCUCUACAAGAGUAGACUCGCGUGUUGCUAAAAGAGGAAAGAGGAACUUGGAUGUACAAGAUGAUCUGUUCGAUUUAGAUGAUGUUCCAGACUAUUUGGAAGAAGGAAAGUCAGCUUUGGAUAUGUACUUAGAGGAUCCAAAGUUAGAUAUGAGGAGCCAUCCUAAUUUGAAUGUUCUGCAGUAUUGGAAAGAAAAUAGAUAUCGUUUUGGCGCUCUGACAUAUAUGGCAAUGGAUGUGCUUAGCAUUCCUAUAACUACAGUGGCUUCUGAAUCUUCGUUUAGUAUUGGUUCUCAGGUUAUAAGCAAGUAUCAAAGUAGAUUGUUGCCUAGUAAUGUUCAGGCUCUAUUGUGUACGCGUUCUUGGAUACAUGGUUACCUACUUGAUGAUGAAGAUAAUGGUGAAGGUGAGAUGGUUACUAUUCGAGCAAGCCCAAAUGGAGUAGAAGAAUCUGGAAGCAGCCAAAGAACUGAGAACCUUCAAUCCAAUCCAUAAUUAACUUCGACGUCCUCCACCGGCACUGGUAAGGAAGAGAUUGGUUCUGUCAAUACGAAGAGAUUCGAAAGCUUUUACGUUGGUGACGAAGAGGAGAGUCUUAAGAGUCUUUUAUAAAUCUAUGCUUUAGUUUUUAAUUUCAUGAAACUGCUGAGAAUAUGAAAAUAUUAUUGUGAAACAUGCAUUUUAUACAAUUUUCUCCAUUGUAUUAAAUUUUAUGAUUUUUAAUUUAUAAAUUAUAGAGAAAAAAAAGGUUAUAUGAGUUAUGGUAUUGUUGAUUAAUAUUGUUACUAUAUAAUAGUGAGUCAACUCAUUAAAACCACUAACUCAUUAAUCUAAAUGAAUUAGAGACUAAACCAAACCAUUAGGUAAAUGGUUUGGGUUGAACCAUAACCAAUAGAAGACUGGAUUUAUUUGGAUAUGGUUUGGUUUGGGUUGGUUUACCCAUUUUGACAACUCUAGGUAAAACAUUUGGAUAGAUAACAGAUAUCAAUUUUUUUAGUUUAAAGUUGAAGUACAUGUUUAGCAUAAAAAAUAUUUAACCAAUCUAAAAGUGAUGAUUUUCUUGGUAGAACUGCACGCGUACACUCUUUAUCUCAGUGGUUGUUCUAUUUCAACAUGGUUAACCGAACUAUCUCGAGUCUGAAUAACUUAAUAUUCUUUUGAUGUCAAUAAGAAGGAAAAUCAUAUUUGAUCGAUUUUAUUCAAACGACAUUAAAUUUGAACUAACUUGGUCCCAUUAAACUUUUUAUUUAUUUUUAUCAACGACGACCAGUUAAACAAUACUCAACCUAGUUAAUUUACAAAAUUAGCAACUGGGAUAGUGGAAGAGUCAUUGUCUUUAUUCAAAGCCAAACAGGGGAUGCGUAUCAAACGCAAAGUACAGUGGCGCAUGGAACUUAGCUAGAAAUUACGAAGAAAACGUGAACGCCACUUCUCUCUCACUAUGUAUAUAAGAAUAUGACCAUUCCCUCUUAGAUUAAGUCUCUUAUUAUCUCUUUAUCUAUUGCCAUUUAAAAAUCGAGAAGAUGUUAAAAAUACAGUUAGCAUCAUGUCCUACUUCAGAAGAAACGAAGGAACCAUUGUGUUUGCGUUGGCCAGUUUAGCGUUCAUAGCGUUUUACUGCAUCAAUUAUUGUUUCCGGCGAUGCAGAAAUCGAGACGUUGCUUUGGCGGCAGGGGACACCGAGGAGGCUGUAUUUAGUCCAAUUCGGCCACCGCGAGGGCUUGACGCUAAGGGCGUCCAGUCAAUUCCCUCGUUCAUUUACACAGAAGCUAAUGGGAUUGGGCCAGGACAUGGCGAGCUAGUAUGUGCGGUUUGUCUGAACGAAUACAAAGAGGACGAAAUGCUGCGUCUAAUACUACCUUGCGGACAUGUUUUUCAUGUUCACUGUGUGGACAUAUGGUUCUCUUAUCGCUCCACGUGUCCUAUUUGUCGUGCUGAUGUAAUUGUUGAUCCAGUCUAUUAGCCUUUGACUUUGUAUUUUUUUCCACUCUUGGCUUUGUGAAUAAAAUUUUAGGGAUUUUUGCAAAAUUGACCUACAACUUAAAGUCAAACACAAAACUAAUCUCUUUUUUUUUUGAAAAUUGGUUUUGUCCUAUUCACCCCACAAGUUCAUAUAAUUUACGAAAAUGCCAUCAAUU